GUAUAAUUGUGAUGUCCCCUUUUAUCGCAUGGUUUUGUGUCCGCUCAUAGAAGGUUCUACCCCUGAUUUCCGGAGCGACAUACCUUUGUAUAUCGCGGUUAUAUUACAUUUCAUACCCGAGGACUCUUUGCUCAACUUGCAGCUUGAAUGAUUGGCGGUUAGCGAUAUAUUAACCAGGGGUGACUCUGUCUUGCAUCAUUCACCCUGUAUCUGCCUCGCCAGUCAAUGAUAUCGCCAGUUAUCUACGUCCUUUGCCUUGGGCAGCUUCUACCUUGGCCCCUAUAUGUCCAGUUAUCUGCUCUUCUUCGUGUCUUAUUGGCCACCAUGUCCUGCGAAGACUCCCUUGAAAAGGAGUAUCAUCUGUGUCAACAAGUCUUCGUUGAGAAUAUACUACAUCCCAUGUUAAAAUAUCAAACAGUAGUUCCUAGAAGCCUAUUCCAGCACUGGGGACAUAAUAAGGCUUCUCUUGCUAAUUGUCGCACGAAAAAGGACAUAUCGAGUAGAUUAAUACCGUAAUACACAUUCGGGCUGUUUUCAAAGGCGCUAGUUUCAAUUGAAGGGCCACCUACAUAUCCACCACGACAAUACUCUAUACAUACAUAAAGUAUGCUACGCACAUCCCAGAACGUUCUGACUGAAAGGCUGAGUCAUGAUAAAUGCACCUGUAUACCUAUUUUGCAAGGUUCCAUCGCAGAAAUGAAAUACCUUACUAAGAGGGUUAAGGGAAAUCCGUUGGUCCGGUUGAAAGUGUAUGCACUAGAUAGCAUUCUCCGGCCGAUAAUUGCCUGAGCCGCGCUAAAG
This is a messenger RNA of Xylaria bambusicola, 801 nucleotides long. RefSeq lists its product as uncharacterized. The transcript has a single exon. Bases 226 to 516 code for a protein of 96 amino acids. The record is from RefSeq and is a predicted model, not a curated record. Lineage: Eukaryota; Fungi; Ascomycota; Sordariomycetes; Xylariales; Xylariaceae.